Moesziomyces aphidis is the source of this 768-nucleotide messenger RNA. The record is from the annotation of a GenBank genome assembly. NCBI's taxonomy places the organism in Eukaryota, Fungi, Basidiomycota, Ustilaginomycetes, Ustilaginales, Ustilaginaceae.
AUGUCCUUCCUGACUGGAGCCAUCCGCACCGCCGCCGUCAGCACCUCCGCCCGUGCUGCCCUCCUCGGCCGCACCGCCCCCGUUGCCCUCUCCCAGCAGGCUAUUCGCGAUUCGACCUUUGCGACAUCUCCAUGGAUAUGCUUGUCCUCCGGCAUGUCAAAUCCCGAAUCGUGGGGUCCAUCGGGCCCGGACCUUGUGGACGUGGAAGCGACGCGCUCCAAGUGUACAAUCCUUAUCCCAGGCAGGGAUUGCGUUCAAACCAGGCUCGGUCAGAUCAGGCCUGCAGGCAAAUCGCUGCGCAGCGAUCUGCUGGUGCCAGUGCUCGCGAUCCACCAGUCAGCCUGCCUCCAUCUCGCCAUCACACAAGAGCGGCCCAUGCAUCUUGACGUUCCUACUGCUUCAACUGCUGUUGCUACCAACACUGCUGCCGCUGCUAUCCGCGGCUACGCUGCGCACCACGAGGAGGAGUCGUUUGACGCCUUCAACUCGCGCUACGUCGGCUUCUUUGACGCGGUCGAGGACCUAUUUGAGCUGCAGCGCGGCCUGAACAACUGCUUCGCGUACGACCUGGUGCCCUCGCCCGAGGUGAUCGAGUCGGCACUGCGCGCCAGCCGCCGCGUCAACGACUACUCGACCGCCGUGCGCAUCUUCGAGGGUAUCAAGCAGAAGGUCGAGAACCAGAGCCAAUACAAGCAGUACCUCGACGCACUCCAAGGCGUCCGCGAGGAGCUCGGCAUCAAGCUCAAGGAGGAGAUGUACUCGGCAUAA